This is a messenger RNA of Letharia lupina, 6219 nucleotides long. RefSeq lists its product as uncharacterized. Gene Ontology annotation, molecular function: ATP-dependent chromatin remodeler activity; ATP binding; ATP hydrolysis activity. The transcript is spliced from 2 exons. The coding region runs from base 1 to 6219 and encodes 2072 amino acids. Gene Ontology annotation, cellular component: nucleus. Lineage: Eukaryota; Fungi; Ascomycota; Lecanoromycetes; Lecanorales; Parmeliaceae. The record is from RefSeq and is a predicted model, not a curated record.
AUGUCAUUCAUACAACCGUCAAUCGAAGGACCGCCUUCGUCAAUCCAGGACCCGCGGGAUUGGACAGUCGAUCAGGUGAUAUUCGCCCUGACCGACCCUGAAAGCCGGCUGCUUACAGAAGAUGCGCGAUCGUCACUGCCAGAUGCCAGCAUCCUCGCCGAAAUCCUCCGCGAAAACGAUGUUACAGGGCUUGCCCUCCUCACAGAGGUCAAUACCUCUUCUCUACGAGAUGAGUUAGGGAUCAAGUCAAUGGGCCACAGGGCCACUAUCAAGCAUAUCAUCCAGGAGCUGCAAUAUAUGUCCCCGAAAUUUCAGGAGCAGCAGGCUCGGCGUUCUGCUAGGCUAUCGAGUGUGGGCUUGGAUUCACGAAUAGGAUCUCCAUAUUUUGCAACUCCAUCAUCCUUCGAGCCGCGAGCUGCCUCUAGGGCACUGGCAUUGACGACCUCCCCAUCCGCUUCGUCUGCGCAGGUGCAGAAUUACUCUGGGCCUGGUCAACCUCCAGCACAGCCUCGCGAUGACCUCAAGGAAGGGCCUGAGCUCCAAGGACUUGAUCGACCGAAUACAAUCACAUUCCGCUCCUUGGAAGAUAUGCAAGUUGGAGAAGGCUUGGGAAUCAACAUGACUGAAGGAAAAUUAUAUGAGGUCAAGCCUCAAGAGACCAGGAACAAUCCCGGCGUGAUAGCUUUGGUUCACGAGGAACCUUUGAGCGACGCGAAGAAUGCUUCUAACACAGAGCAAGCUGAACGACUUGGUCUUCAAGACGAGACUAUCUUCAUCGAUGACACAGGAAAGAAAAGGCGGCGUUUGGUCCUAGCCCAGCCUAGUGCCUCAGGACCAACACAGACCAUUGCAGCGAAGUCGUCAACUUUCGAUGAACCACCCAGCUCCCCGGAGACUCUUCGAAAAGACACAAACGCAAAUACAUCCUUCGAGUCGAAUGUCUUAUCAAUCUCUGACUGUCCAAACUUUGAUGACGAGCUUUUACAGGAGUCCCGGAAGCCUCCCGUUCUUGUGGAGGCGGCCACGUCGAUGUCAGGUUCCGCACUGGACUCAGUAGAGGCGGCGGCAGAGCCUGGAGCUGUAUUGAUCAAUGAUAAUGGACAAAAGCGAAUGAGACCCUUCCUGGUCCACGAAGCCGAUCUCGACUCUGAAGAUCGGCAAACCGUUAAGCCAAUUCUGAAGAAGGUGAAUGACACCUUCGGCUCGUCUGUACCAGAUUUGCGAGAGGUCGAACAUACAGAACACCUAUUGCAGCGGUCAUACGGGAAGAAAGCUAAGAGAAAGGCAGACCAGAUUUAUCUCGGACUCGAAUCGAUGCCCAUUGACAAUCUGGUCUACGGCGAUGUCGCUCUGGGCAAGGAUUUGGGCAAAGAUCAGGCGGUGGGAACCUCGUCACAAUUAGUACCACCAGAUGAGCCUGAUGACUUCAACAUUGCUCCCAACAACGAUGUCGCUAAAGGCCAACGCCUAUACGUCAAUGCCCGUAUGAAAUACCUUCUUAGGGGCCAAAGAGUAUCACUGGAGCGAGACGGACGUGGCCAUGUUGGAGUUAUCCCUUACCCUGAUAUGAUUAGCAAGAAAAACUGCCCUCUGUCCAUCACCGUAUUUUCCCCGUCUUCCCAGGGUGUCAUAGCAUCAAGAGCGAAUCGUUCAAAGUGGACCAUAGACAAAGUCGUCCCCGACGCAACAGAGGUCCAUGGAAGGACAGGCAACGUGUUCAACGUUGCUGACCCGGCUCUUGCCCGAGAUGAGAGCGAAGAUCCCGAGUGGAAGGCCCUUGAGAAGUGGAACUUCAUGGAUGGGAAAGAUGAGGUUCUUCCUGUGUACGGUGAUUCGAAUUCUGAGGGAGAAUACGAUCUUGAGACAUGGCGUGAGAUGGAGAAAGAACGAGGGAAGAUCGCACGGCCACUAGGUCUGUCAAAAAGUGUAAAGCUGACAAGCGCGGAGAUUCAAGGCGCGAUCGAUGUUGCAGUGGAGCAGAUCGUCUGCGAGUGGACUCUCAAGAGGCUGCCAAAGCUUAAAUUCAAGCAAUGGCGUCUAUGGGCGAAAUCCAGACGAAAUCGAGAUUCACGAAACCAGAUUGAGUCGUUCACCCGUGAGUUCGAGAAGCUUGAAGCUCGUAUCGCUGGUCUUCGAAAGGAGAUUGCUCAAGAGGAAUGGUCAAAGUCCAGUCAAAUCAACAAACAAUGCAAAUCCAUGCAACACUCUAUCUUCGACCGUGAAGACUACAAAUGGAAGAUCGCCACAUUGCAAUUGCAGAAAGCGCCCGAGAAACUGCCGCCUGAAACAAGACAACCCAGGCGCGCCAAGAGCCUAGGGCCUGGGGAGAUACUCAAAGAUGGCGAAGAGAUACUUACGGCUGAUACCGAAACCCCAGACAGUUCAGAAGAUGACUUGGAGGACUUCAUCGUCGAAGACGACGCCGACGAAGACAUCUAUCAGCCUGUUGUUGUUGAUGAUGACCUAACGAUGGCCGAUGUCGAAGAUGGCAUUGACUCCGACACUUUGAUCGUCGAGGGGCCAAAGCCAAAGACACCAAUUAAGCGAACCGAGAAAUUCAGUCAGCCUGCACCUUCUCCGUCCAGUGUCAUCGACUUGACUCAGCAAUCAGAUCCUGUGGAACCAGAAAUCUCCGCUCCGAAGCACGAGCCUUCUUAUGCAAUCCAGACGCCGCCUCUGUACAGCAGCGAAAAUGACAGCGAGAUAUUCCAGCGCAGUCGCAGUAAGAAGCCUGUAUUUAGGAUGCCUCCUACGGUGCCCAAAUCUCCAACCAAGACCACGGAAAUCAUUUGCCUAGAAAGUGACUCCAACGACUCCGUGGGAUAUCGAAAUCUUGAUCCACCUAAUCGAUUUCCAGCAUUGGACGAUGUUGACAAAAUCAGGAAUAUGAAUGCUGCCGAGUUGGUGGAAAGGCAGGACAGAAAGCGACUACUGAAAUGGAUGGUGGCCCAUGCAUCAGUAUCCCAACGACAGUCUGCGUUUAGCUACUUAAAUCAAACGAGCAUGGAAGUCUCUCGCGCAAACGUGGUAUCAGGCCUUACAGAGCUUCGCAAUCACAAGCGACGCCUAAAAAACAUGGACAAGGAAGACUCAGACAGCAUCAUGCGGGUUGCCACAUGGCGUGUUUGCUGGACGAUACCUGUGAAGAUAACACCUGAAGGUCUUCAGACCCCCCAUAUCAUUGCAACUUUGGAGGACGACGGAUACGAGCUUUUCUACGACUUCUUGCUCGAAUGUUUGCAACAUUACCAGAUUGCUCCUGCUCUUCCCAAUCGUAUCAAGUCGAAAAAGAAGCGACUCCGGGUACUUCGAGAAGAAUCUGACGAAAGUCCACAAGAGAGCCCGUUUCGGAAGAGAAAGUACCUUGUGACAGAGAGUCAAGAAACCCUAGACAAACGACAAGCCGCUCAAGAAAGAAUGCGUGGCGACGAAGAGCGCCGUCGGCGAGAGGAACUGAAGUCCAGACUCUCCAAAAUGAGCUCUCAGGCGGGUGAUCCACUGGAAGUCAUCGUCAACCCCGGCAAACUUGAGGAUGAGGAAUUUGUCCGGCUUAACCCUGCCUUUGGAAAUGGAGCUCGCUUGAAACCACAUCAAAAGGAGGGCUUACAGUUCAUGUGGCGGGAAAUCACUGGCGAUCAUCAAAACCUACAAGGAUGUCUGCUUGCUCAUGCUCAGGGGCUUGGAAAGACCAUGCAGGUCAUCUCGCUGCUGGUCACCAUCGCAGAAGCAUCGAUUUCUGAAAACAAGGAUAUCCGUCAACAAAUCCCACUCGAGCUUCGCGAAAGCCGAACCCUCAUACUAUGCCCAGUCACAUUGGUAGAGAAUUGGUGGGACGAGCUUUUGAUAUGGCCUCCAUCAUCGUCCAAUUCUCUUGGCAAGCUUCGGAAAGUGAGCUCGGCAAUCGGACUCCCUAUACGCCUCAAUGAAAUCCUAGCCUGGAGUAGUGAAGGUGGUGUCUUGAUACUUGGAUAUCCUACUUUCACAGAAUUGAUCCAGAACAAAUCGCGGGCAAACAGACCACCUGCGCUUGACGAAUCCCAGCAUCAGAGGAUCAAGAAAGCUCUGCUAGAAGGCCCCAGUCUCGUCGUAGCCGAUGAAGCCCACAAUUUCAAGAAUCGAGCUUCAGAUAUCAAUCGAGCCAUCAAUCAGAUCAAGACUACGAGUCGGAUCGCACUCACGGGGACUCCAUUGGCUAAUCGUCUCGGAGAAUACUAUUCAAUGAUUGACUGGAUUGCGCCAGAUUACCUGGGAAAGCCCGCAGAGUUUCUUGCAACUUACGAAGAGCCUAUCUACGCAGGACUGUACCGAGACAGUUCCGAUUCGCAGUACCGAGAGUCUCGGAAGAGGUUGAAAGCUUUGGAAUUGGAGCUGGAGCCGAAGGUCCAUCGAAGGGGAAACGCAGUUCUGCAUGCCGAGUUGAAGGGUAAGAUGGAGUUUGUCAUCACGGUCCCACUCACCAAGCUCCAGGACGACCUUUAUCGUAUCUAUACAGGAUCCAUGCUUGGUGCCAGCAAGGGGGGUGAACCCAAACAGGCUCUUCUCUGGUCCUGGCUCGGCCUUCUCCAACUCCUUUGCAAUCACCCCAAAAGCUUUAGGGAGGGUCUCCUCGCGCUCAGAGCUGAGUAUGAAUACUCAUCCAAGACGAAGCCUUCUGUGGCAAAAAAGAAGGCACGCCAAUCCGAUGCUGAGGAAGGGCCGCUUGGCUCCGAGGAAGAUGCCGUUCAAUUGAACGAGCCCGUUUCCAGGAUUGGUCUGAGACAGAUUAUAAGCGAGAGCGAAAGGGUGUUCGAGAUGUUGGCUACACCCGUUGACGCUCUGUGUCUGUCCAACAAGAUGCAAGUCCUGAUGAGUGUCCUAGAAUUCGCUGAAGCUGCCCAGGACAAGGUCCUAGUCUUCUCUCAUAGGAUUUCAACCCUUGACUUCAUUGGCGACCGGCUUGCCGAGGCAAACAAGCCGUACGCUCGUAUUGACGGGAAGAUGCUGCCAGAGAAGCGGCAGCCAAUCACCAAAGAGUUCAAUGAGGGCAAGAUGAACAUCUGUUUGAUAUCCACAAGAGCUGGGGGAACAGGGCUGAAUCUGUUUGGUGCCAAUCGAGUGGUAAUAAUAGACGACCAUUUCAACCCAAUGUGGGAACGGCAAGCCAUCGGCAGAGCGUACCGCAUCGGACAACGGAAACCGGUCUACGUCUAUCGUCUCACCGUAGGCGGCACCUUUGAGCAAGCAAUCCAAAAUCAAGCUUUGUUCAAGGAGCAGCUUGCUAAUCGAGUGGUCGAUAAAAAGAAUCCAAAUCGCCACGCUGUCAAAGGUGCCGGUCAGUAUUUAUUCCUACCGAAGACUGUCAAACAGGAGGACUUGAGUCAAUUCCUGAAUGAAGACGCUCUUCUAGACCAUCUCCUAGCUGACCAGACAACCAACCGCAUUCUCUCAAUUACGCCGUCCGAGACAUUUCAUAUCGAGGAUGGUAUAGAACUGACACCAGAGGAGAGUAAGGAGGCUGAACAGAUGAAGAAGGACUUCGAGCUGUCCCGUCGGGACCCAAUAGCUCAUAAUGCAUUGAUGACUCGGCGUAGGGAGGAAGAGGCUCGUAAGCUCCGACAGCACGUUGCCUCAUUCCCUCAACAGUCAGGAGCCUCUAAACACCAUGCCCACAGUACCCAACCGUCGCGUUGGGACCACCCCUUGAUAGCCACGGGAGACAUGUUGCUUCCCCCGUCGACGGCUCCAGCUGGCGGGCCUUUGCUCUAUGAGCCUACAAUCGCAAACCCCAGCGCAGCCGUCUCGCCAAACCUAGGUCAGCCCCAAACUGGGUCAUUACCUGAUUCUAAUUCCACGGCAGGAAAAGGCGCUUCCGUUCGAGCCCCAAAGCAAACGCACCCACGUUUCGGUGCUCGCCGGCGUCUCAGUGGAACUCCUGAUUUUACUUCUCAUGACCUGCAGAAACACAUCGAAGACUCUAUUACAGUUCCGGAUACCUCUGGGUCAACUCCUAGGAACAGCGCCAAUGGUAACACGACAGAGGUGAAUGGAAAAAUGAAUGAAUCGAAGGAGAACAGAGGCGGUCGAAAGCGCAGCGAUCCAGCGGAUGAGCAGCACAAAAGGAAGAAACUAAAGCGUGCACUGGCUCCCACGGCCGGUCCUGCGCAUUGGGAAGCGAUGAACAAGAACUUUGAGGAUUUCCUGAGUCGUGAAGCUGAUAGACCUUCUAAUGGUAGGUCUUGA